This is a messenger RNA of Sinocyclocheilus rhinocerous, 4591 nucleotides long. Its product is annotated as microtubule-associated protein 1B-like. Gene Ontology annotation, cellular component: microtubule; synapse; neuronal cell body. Lineage: Eukaryota; Metazoa; Chordata; Actinopteri; Cypriniformes; Cyprinidae. The record is from RefSeq and is a predicted model, not a curated record. The transcript has 7 exons. Gene Ontology annotation, molecular function: actin binding; microtubule binding. The coding region runs from base 9 to 3173 and encodes 1054 amino acids. Gene Ontology annotation, biological process: microtubule cytoskeleton organization; regulation of microtubule depolymerization; axonogenesis.
UUUGCAACAUGGCGGAGGAGCACAGCGGCGAGUUGGCAAGCAUGGAAAACUCCAGCCGACCUGGUUUCUGCAGCGACAAGUACUCUUUGCUGGUCAUUGUUGGACAGCCCGGUCCGGCCGGAUUUGUGGAUUUACUGGUGUCAGAGAUUGAAAGAGGUAAAGUUUCGUCUUACUGUAGGAUGCCUGUGCCUGUCUUUAACCCCGUCUGUCUUGCUAUCUGUGCAUCCCUGUACACACCGGCAGCAUCUGUUGCUCUGUGUUUUCAUGUAGGCUUGGUUCCCGCUGAAUGUGACCGACCACACUUUUUGUCCCUAUCCACAGGCCAGAAGACCCUGCAGCACAGCGGGGAUGUGCUUGAGACCCAAGUGAUAGUCAACCCAUCUCAUGAUUUGGUUUGUUCAGAGGUUCGUCGGCUCAUUUCCGAUACGUCUCUUCACAAGCUGCUAAUUCUUGCUGGACGAUGCGUUGAAGACACUGGAGACGUUGUGUUACAAAUAGGGUCUUUUUCAUUAAAUGACUUUAUCCAGAUAUUUACAGAUCAAGAGAUUGGAGAUCUUCUGACCUCUGCAGACCCUACUCAGAAAGCCAGCCUAACUCUGAGCUGUCCCGAAUCUGGGAUGUGGAAAAAUUCUCAGUUAGAAAAACAUAAUUUGCAAGAUUAUAUAGAAAUUAAAACCAACCCUCCGUUAGUGCUCCCAGAGAUGGAGGGCCUUCAGGAGUUUACAGAGUAUCUGUCAGAGUCUCUUGAACCUCAGUUGCCUUUUGACUUGCUCAAGGCACCCAGUACAGUUGGCUUCCUAAAACUGUCCCGUCCCUGCUGCUAUGUGUUUCCUGGAGGAAGAGGUGACAGUGCCUUCUUUGCUGUGAAUGGUUUCAAUGUCUUAGUCAAUGGGGGGUCUGAUUCUCGAUCCUGUUUUUGGAAACUGGUGAGACAUCUAGACCGAGUUGACUCAGUAUUGCUCACCCAUGUCGGUGUGGAUAAUCUACCUGGUAUAAACAGCCUACUUCACAGAAAAGUGGCUGAACAACAAGAAGAGGAGUCCGCUGGAUCGCAGAGCAAUGAAGACUGGCAGAGGAAUCUGAUAUCUCCAGAAAUAGGGGUUGUAUUUUUCAAUGCUUCAGAAAGACUCAAAACAUUACAGAGUGACUCCAAGGUCCUUCGAAGUUGUGAUCAGGGUUCCCUAACAUUACAGCAUUUAGAAAAGUUGUCAAUUUUUCCAGAACAGCUCAGUCGCUCUGCUGGGCCAGCUGUCGAGCCGGUAAUUCUUUUCCAGAAGAUGGGUGUAGGUCGACUAGAUCUUUAUGUACUCAAUCCAGUCAAAGGUAGCAAAGAACUAGAGGCUUUCUUGCAAACUUGGCCUGCCAGCACUCCGAAUAUAAAAACCUCAGAAAUCCCUCUAGAGUGUAUGGUGUCCAUAUGUGCACUGUUGGUAUGGCAUCCAGCUAAUCCUCGAGAAAAGAUCAUUCGUGUUCUGUUUCCUGGGUGCACUCCAGAAUCCAAGAUCUUCGAGGGUUUAGGAAGACUAAAGCAUCUAGAGUUCCUCAAACACCCAGAAGUUAGUUUGAAAGACCUUGAGGCAUCAAAAUUGGAUAAACAGCCAAAGCGUGCUGAGAGCAAGGAAAGCCUUAAGAGUAUUUCCAAAGAGUCUCGACCUGGUAGUGCCUCACUCAAAGACAAGGUAAGCAAAGUAGAUUUGAAAAGGCAAGACACUAAAACAAAGAUUAAACCCACUAAUGACACCGUUCCAAAAGAAGGGAAAGAGGGUGAGGAAAAAGCGAAGCCAAAAGAUGAUGUGAAACAAAUAACUUCUAAGCCUGAAAAGCAAGUGGCUAAGAAAGAACCUGCUAAAGAUGAGAAAAAGGAAGUUAGGAAGAAAGAGGAAAGGCCACCGACAAGUAUUGCAAAGAAAGAUGAGAAUGUAGAGAAAAAGAAAGAACCCUUGAAAAAAGAUCUUGGUGCAAAGCCCAAGAAAGAUAUUAAACCUGAUUUGAAAAAGGAGAUUAAGAAAGAGGUCAAACCAGAAGACAAAAAAACUACCAAAACUCUUGGCAAGGAUGUUAAGAAACACCACGCAUAUGAUGAAUCAGAGAAUCACCUCUUUGGACCACAGAUUGACAUCCUUCCACAUGAUGUCGAUCUAUGUCUGGUUUCACCCUGUGAGUUUAAGCAUCACAAAUCUCCAGAGAACCAACAGGGACUCUCUUCGGAGGUUCCUGCUCCAAGUCCUGACCUCUCUCUGGAGCCCGGUAGACUGCCCUACCAGUGCAGUAGUAGCGAUCAUCAGUCUCUGGAAGGUCAGGAGACGACAUCCUCUGUCAGCGUCUCUCUCAUCUCGGUUUCUGAUUCUGAUGUGCCACCAGCCACUGAAGAGUGUCCCUCCAUUACUGAGGACUUGGACUCUGAUGAGGACCCUAGUGACAUCUUUCCACCACACCAUCCUCACGACCAUCCUAGCAGUCAUUCGUUACACCACAAUUCCCAGCAUGUCUCUGAAGACCCUCCACCUGCCCCAAUGAAAGAUUUACCUCCACUGCCACCCCAGCCCGAUGCCUGCAUGGCUGACCCAGAGGCUGAUGGUCAGGGUAGAUCUUCCAAGAAUGUAACAUCAAAGACCAAAAAAUCAGCGCCUGUGUCCACAAAGACUGCACCUGCAAACAUCGUAACACAGGGUGGGAAGACAAAGACUGGUGCUCCAGUGUCUGCCAGUGGAACUAUUCGGCCAACAUCCAGUCUGGACACCAGACCUGCAUCCCGCAAUGCUGUUAGCGGAUCUAGACCAGUGCCUUCAAAGUCCUCAUCCAGUUCUGUCAGUGCAAAUUCAAGUUCAGUACCCAUCUGUUUGGACUUGGCAUAUUUGCCCUCUGGCUCAGCAGCUUCCACUGUCGAUGCGGAGUUUUUCCGGCGCCUCCGUUCAUCCUGCUAUAUAAUUAGUGGAGAUGAGCCACAAAAGGAAACAGUCAUGAAAUCUAUUCUCAACUCUCUUUUAGAGGGCAAAGCAUCCUGGCCAGAUGUGCAGGUGACUUUGAUCCCCACGUUUGACUCGCUGACUAUGCACAGCUGGUACCAGGAGACCCAUGAGCGGCAGAGAGAUCUAGCGAUCACGGUACUUGGGAGCAACAGCACCGUAGCCAUGCAGGACGAGACCUUCCCAGCAUGCAAAGUGGAGUUUUAAAGACACCUGAAGAAUCACACCCCUGCCUGUAACUAGAGCACUUCUGUUCACUCUCACAACGUUGUCUCUCAUUUUCUUCACACAUUUUAUCUUGAGCAGCAGGAUGAAGCAUUUCAGAUGAAUUCAUCAGGAAUUACUUCUUAUCUGUAAUGUUAACAUCUACUCUAGCUGCUUAUUAAAAUGUUGUGAAUUCUGUGUGAACAGGGUAGACAAUGUUGCCUUUUCUUUUUUUUAUGGCUAUUUUUAGCAGUUUUACAUUUGUCCAUGUAAUUGUAUUCAUUGCAUCUUGUUGAUUAUCUAGAAUGUUGGAGUUUCAUCUGAACAAUUUACCAUAUUUCAUGGUCCUACAUACACAUUUUGCACAGUUUAGAUGCCCAUUAGAAAACUAUGGCAGAAUAGAGAUAGACAUCUGGGUUAACACUUGAUAUGUUUGUAUUCCAGCGUUUCACUGUACAGAUCCUGCACUAAAUGAUACAGUGUUUUUUUUUUUUCACCUUCUGCAUGUUUGUUUUCUGUUAAGGAGGAAUUGAAGGCAAUUAAAAUAUUAUGUUUUGUUUAUCAGAACUGAACCAGCUUUGUCAAUAAAUGAACAGACACUGAGCUAUACCAGCUAGAUAAACACUUCUCUAGUACAGUAAUUUGUACCAAUUCGAUUUUCAGAUUAAAACACAGCAGAAAGUGUGGUUUCAAAAUGUAAGCAAGAUCAAAUUAUUUUAGUGCGUCAAAUGACUUGCGUGAACACUAUGUGGCAAAGUAAAGUAUUUUUGUGAAGCAUAUUUGAAAAUGUAUGUAGUGAAAGCCAAGAAACAUUUUAAUUCUGCAUUUAUUGAGAGUGGAGAAUAUUAUAGUCUUUGCUUUUUUUUUGUUUUGGAAGAGACAACAUAUAUGUGUAUAAAGCUGAAUGCCUUAUUGUUCUUGCCAUCAUCGACAAACACUAACGCAGCAUGUCAUUCAUGACACUUAAUUUGAGUUAUGAAUACUUUUUGCUGAUUACCUUGCUUUACUGCUUUUUAUUGAAUGUCAUGUAGACAAGCUCAACCAAUGUGUACGUUGUCACAGCAAUGGCUGCUAUACUUUCUGAGAAAUAAAAUGUUUAAUUGUGAUCAGGUGGAGACAUUUCCAUAAAAAAAAAACAUUUUCUUGUUUGUUUGGACUGUUAUAAAACCAUUAAUGGAACAGUUAAAGCUUUACCUUUUCAAAAUUGCACUUUUAUUUUAUUAUAUAUAUAUUUUUUCUUUCCUGAGCCGAUAAAAUUAUUUUUCUGAGGUACAAGUACUGUUUCAGAAUUGUUUUGUUUAAAAUGCUUUAAACUUUGGAGAAACCAGCCAAAAAAGAAUAGAAAGUGUGUUAAAUUUCACUAACAGGCGUAUAUGUUUCAGUACUGAAUUCCAAAAUGUAAGUGUAUUUUCAAAUGUUAA